This is a messenger RNA of Uncinocarpus reesii 1704, 3399 nucleotides long. RefSeq lists its product as uncharacterized. The transcript has 3 exons. Bases 1 to 3399 code for a protein of 1132 amino acids. Lineage: Eukaryota; Fungi; Ascomycota; Eurotiomycetes; Onygenales; Onygenaceae. Gene Ontology annotation, molecular function: RNA binding. The record is from RefSeq and is a predicted model, not a curated record.
AUGGCACCCUCCGCGCGGCCAGAUGGCCAUCUCAACCUUGGCUACCUCCCUACGGGCCAGCCACGUUCUGGGACAUCGACUGGAAGCUCUUCCCCAAGCGAACUACAGACAAACUCGAUGAAAUCGGCAUUUGGAGCAGCGAAUGGCCUAGUUACUGCGGGUGGAUCAAUCGGAAGUGCGAGAAGGACGGCUGGUUCCCCUUCCCACGAACUCAGCGCGCGGAUUUAUUCGAAACGCCCUGCAAGGCGGACACGAGCAGAUACGGUCCCUUCGCGGUUCUCUCCAGUUGGACCUCUCAAUGGUGUUAAUGUCCAGCCAUCCAUCAUCUCCAAAACCUCAAGGCCAACCCCAUCCACCAGCCCAUUUCGUCCACCCGGGCUAGAGACUCCAAGAACCUCAGCGCCAGGAAGUGGAGCACUCCUAUCUCGACUCCGCGCAGGGUCAAUGCCGCAACGCACUAAUAUCCUUGGAGGUGCCAGCCCUUUUGGCCCCUCUGUCUUCUCGACCAACUGGACAUCCAGCCGCGACCGCGCCUCGACUCUGACUAGCAUCCGAUCUUCAGAAGGGCCCACAUCCCCUACGCAAUCCUCUUUCUCGAGAGACGGCCUAGCGGACGCUGACGUGAAGACUUUGGACUACCUUGGCCUCGCAGAAACCCCACAGCAGUCGAGAGCGACCCUGGCCCGUCCGCCCUCAGAUAUGAUGAUGCAGCAACCACAACAGCAACAGCAACCCUCCUCUUUGCCUCCACUACUUGAACUAAGGAUUCUGAAUAGAGGCGCAAACAGAUUCCGUUCAUAUUCGGUCAAUGCAAAGGAAAAGUACGCCGAGGAUGAAGAAGAAUUUGGCGCCCAUUAUUCGAGCAUACCAUCCGGGACCAUCACGCCAUCUGCAGCAGCUACUGCAGCUCAAUUGGCCGCGACCCAGGCGCAAAUCCAUCAGCAUAAUCUCGCAGUCCAAGCGUUUGCUAGCCAAGCAUCUGCAAGUAGGCCCCGAGCUCGUACUGCGGGCGUGCUGGACACUCCACCUCAACGCUCCGCACUCCGCAACUACUUAGCCACACCUUCGAGGCUGGAUAAUGGCCUUAGCGCUGCCGAUAUACGAAUUGCAGAAGCAGGCGAAUUUGACGAAUUGCAGGAAUCCGUUCAACUAAUGCAAUUGGGAGGCCUUGGAGCAUUACGACCAGGCCAAGAAGGAGCUGAUGAGAACAACCUCGAAGGACCAACUCGGGCAUUAUGGAUUGGGAGCAUCCCUGUUUCGACCACCGUCACAUCGUUGGAUGCAAUUUUCAGCAUGUACGGCAAAAUCGAGUCGACUAGAGUUUUAACCCAUAAAAACUGUGGGUUUGUGAACUUCGAGCGCGUGGAGAGCGCAAUUCAAGCCAAAUCACUUUUAAAUGGGAAAGAAAUCUUCCCUGGCGCUGGGCCCGUCCGUAUUGGCUAUGCCAAAGUUCCUGUGACGCCAACGUCUGAAACUCCUGGCCAAAGCGAUCUCCAGUCAUCUCCCACUCCCGACCCUCAUGCUUCUACUCAGCCAGGCGACGGCCCCGGUGGUUCUGGAAAGGAAGAUGGACGUCCAGAUUCUCCGAAGAUACCGGAGCUCCCCAAAUUAUUACCAGAAAUGACUCAAAUUGUUGCCGAAUUCGGUGCUACAGAAGCUGAAUGCUGUAAUAUCAGCCAGAGCAUCCAACGGGCGAUCGAGUUCCAGGCGUUUAACGAUGAAAUCUCCGCGACUCCUGAGCCAAACCAAACACGAACUUUCGAUGCCCCGAAACUUAGAGACAUCCGCAAGCGGAUUGACAACGGGGCUUGCAGCGUCCAAGAGAUCGAGGAAACAGCGAAAAGUAUGCUUCCUGAAGUUGCAGAAUUAUCUUCAGAUUAUCUGGGCAACACCGUUGUGCAGAAAUUAUUUGAAUUUUGCUCUGAAGCUACAAAAGAAGAGCUGCUCGUUCCCAUUGCCCCUUACCUUGCAGAGAUUGGCGUACACAAGAACGGCACUUGGGCUGCUCAGAAGAUCAUAGACGUAGCAAAGACACAUACGCAGAAGCAAAUGAUCGUGGAAUGCCUGCGACCGUACACGGUUCCACUUUUCCUUGAUCAAUAUGGCAACUAUGUUCUGCAGUGCUGCCUUCGCUUUGGAUCCCCCUAUAACGAUUUCAUUUUUGAAACGAUGCUUAGUCGGAUGUGGGAAAUUGCCCAAGGGAGAUUCGGUGCUAGAGCGAUGAGGGCCUGCCUGGAGAGCCACCAUUCGACAAAAGACCAACAGCGAAUGCUCGCAUCAGCUAUUGCACUCCACAGCGUCCAGUUGGCAACUAAUGCAAACGGAGCAUUGUUAUUGACAUGGUUUCUUGAUACCUGUACUUUCCCCCAUCGUCGGACCGUUCUCGCUCCUCGCCUUGUUCCCCAUCUGGUGCAUCUUUGCACCCACAAAGUGGCUUAUCUGACAGUCUUGAAAAUUGUUAACCAGAGAAAUGAACCGGAAGCUAGGGAGAUUAUUCUUAAAGCACUAUUUUUCAGCCCAGGUGAUGAAAUAUUGGAAAACAUUCUGAAAGACCAGGUGUCCGGUGCGACACUGAUCUUCAAAGUUCUUACGACACCGUUCUUCGAGGAAACUAUGCGUGCUGAGGUGGUGAAAACCGUAGCAAAGGUUCUUAUCAAACUAAAAACCUCACCAAGCCAAGGAUACAAACGCCUCAUGGAUGAAGUUGGGCUUUCAUCACGGAAUGGCUCUUCGCGAGACUCCCACCAUGCCAGAGAUCAUGCGAGUGGACAUCAUGAAAAGAACCAAGGACGGCAACCCCCAAGGCAACCCGCAGCGAAUUCCCAACACCCGCACGAUAGACAAUACAACGGACAGUUUUCAGCUAACAUGCCUCCUCAAUCCUACAACUCUCCUGCUGCCAUGACUCGAUCACUUUCACAAGAACAAGGCCUUCUCCCAUAUGACCCGUAUUUACUUGGUGGAAUAAAUGCUCAAGGUGGGCUUGGCCAAUUCAACACUAUGAAUAAUGGCGGCUUCGGUCCGGAUCCUGUCAACCCGCUGAACCCCCAGUUUCAGUAUCAAGCCUUUCUAGCAGCUCAAUCCCGUGGGAUGUCUCCACAAGGCGGAUUCUAUCCGACAAUGCCGACGAAUGCUUUCAACGGUUAUGCAACUAAUGCUGCAACGAUGGACACCUUCCGUAACAUGCAAAAUCAUUCAUCUCCGAUUCCUGGUCCACCAGCUCAACUCGCCACAAACCCUAUGAUCCAACCACCAGCGUUUGCGGCCGCUCCCCAAUUUAGCCCAAUUGCUACUCCAGUUAUGGGCGCUGGGCAGCUGUAUGGUUAUCCACAGCCAUUUUACCAACAAGGACAGGCUUCGCACGGUUCUGUGCCAGGAGGACGCCGUGCACGCAGAUAA